GUGACGACCAGGAAUGCACCGGGCGAGCGCGGCCAGGUGACCCCAACCGCCAACCACCUUCAUGUAGUGACGAGAUCUUCUGUAUCGCCCCUGUGGCUACAGCACAUUUCUCCUCAACUUGACAUAUCUGGCACCACAGAGGUCCUAUAAAUCACUAUAGAUACUCUGCUAUAUUUGUCUGUGUUUUGGGAGUUCACCGGCUGUUGGAAGAGGAACGAGAGGCUGAGUCUGAAGGCAGAAGCAGAGAAGAACUAUUUCAUCAGAGGAACGUAUUUCAUCAGGAACUACAACAUUCCAGGAAGAUGACAAAUGGCAGUAAGGGAGAGGGUAAGGACAUGGACCUACAGGGAGAGGAUAAGGACCUACAGGAAGAGGGUAAGGACCUACAGGAAGAGGGUAAGGACAUGGACCUACAGGGAGAGGGUAAGGACAUGGACCUACAGGGAGAGGGUAAGGACAUGGACCUACAGGAAGAGGGUAAGGACCUACAGGAAGAGGGUAAGGACAUGGACCUACAGGAAGAGGGUAAGGACAUGGACCUACAGGAAGAGGGUAAGGACAUGGACCUACAGGGAGAGGAUAAGGACAUGGACCUACAGGAAGAGGGUAAGGACCUACAGGAAGAGGGUAAGGACAUGGACCUACAGGGAGAGGAUAAGGACAUGGACCUACAGGGAGAGGGUAAGGACAUGGACCUACAGGGAGAGGGUAAGGACAUGGACCUACAGGGAGAGGAUAAGGACCUACAGGGAGAGGAUAAGGACAUGGACCUACAGGGAGAGGAUAAGGACAUGGACCUACAGGGAGAGGAUAAGGACAUGGACCUACAGGGAGAGGAUAAGGACAUGGACCUACAGGGAGAGGGUAAGGACAUGGACCUACAGGGGGAGGAUAAGGACAUGGACCUACAGAGAGAGGGUAAGGACCUACAGGGAGAGGGUAAGGAAAUUGGACUACAGGAAGAGGGUAAGGACCUAAAGGAAGAGGGUAAGUACCUACAGGGAGAGGGUAAGGACCUACAGGGAGAGGAUAAGAACAUGGACCUACAGGAAGAGGGUAAGGACAUGGACCUACAGGGAGAGGGUAAGGACAUGGACCUACAGGGAAGAGGAUAAGGACCU
Molecule: messenger RNA, 1121 nt
Organism: Salvelinus fontinalis (brook trout)
Lineage: Eukaryota; Metazoa; Chordata; Actinopteri; Salmoniformes; Salmonidae
Exons: 2
Coding region: 303-1115 (270 amino acids)
Source: RefSeq, a predicted model, not a curated record